UGCAGGUAUGAUGGUCACAACACUCAGUACCCGCCAAGUUUUGGAAGUGUUGAGCUUGGCGGACCUCCGUCUGAACUGUAUGUUUCCUGCAGCACAACCUGACGUUGACCUUAAGCACAGGUGCACCUGUCCACAAUUUUAAAUACUAAAGAGACAACAUGGUUCGAACCUCCCAGAAACCUAAGAAAAUAGUAACCUCAACACCAGUAAAAGGUUCAAGUGAAAAAUUAGCAUCGUCAGCAGGAUUCACCCCAUCUGGAAAACGUAGGAGGUCCAGUGGCUUCUAUAAGAAAGGUAAAAGCUCAAAGAGCCCAGAUGAAAAGAAGAGAAAGCACAGAUUCCGACCUGGAACAGUUGCCUUGCAGGAAAUUCGCCAUUAUCAGAAGAGAACAGAGCUCUUGGUGCCCAAAUUGCCCUUUUCUCGUGUUGUCCGUGAGAUCCUCAGUGAGCAAGGAAGAGAAUUAAGAUUCCAGACUUUAGCUCUAAUGGCACUUCAAGAAGCAGCCGAAAGUUACAUUGUAGCCAUUUUUGAAAUGGCCAACUUGUGUUCCAUCCAUGCCAGAAGAGUAACUGUGUAUCCUCGUGAUAUCAAGCUAGUUCGACGUAUUCGAGGAGAAAUGUUUUAGGUAACUUUCUGUACAGGAGUGAGUUGCAAUGUAUCUUUGUUAAUAUUUGCUAAAUGUUCAGGGCUUAGCAAAUAAUCUGACCAUCAAAUGUCACAUUAUACAUUAAAAAUUCUUAACUUGCUCAUAAGUGAUGUGCAUUAGUUGGGCUCAUACAAGUGAACGUUGAUAAAAUUGUCAGUGAUACGGAUCUGUCUCAAUGAUGAGGCUGCUAUCCAAGUGUAUAGACUAGGUAAAAAAUAGAGUAUUUGGAAGAUUUGAGGACGCACUACGAGCUGGGUGGUUUAUGAAAAGAAUAGAACCAUUUAACUGUAAAAAAAAAAAAAUCUUCAUGGUAGUGCUUUCUUUGAAAGAAGUCAACUAAUGCACAGUAUUUCAGAAUUUUAAUGGGUGUAUUCAUUGUAUUAAUUUAAUGUACAUUCAUUUCAAUAUUACUGUACUUUUAUUGCAAGCUUAAAAUUGCUUGAGCUAAUUUUCUUGCAUUAUGAUGAAAUUCAAUGUAUGUACAGUGCUGGAAUUUAAUAUUUUUUUUUUUGACGCAGUGGCCGUCUCUCACUGCGGCAGGGUGACCUACAAAUAAAAAAAUGUUUUACUUUUUACACGUAGCACCAGAUGAGCCUGGCCACAGAUUUUAAAUGAAUAAAGUACAUUAUAAUUCUUGAAAGCUUGUAUAGGGUUACACAAGUAUUGUACAUGUAUGUAAGUGCAUAUACACUUGCAUGCAUUUUUUUUACAGACUGUAUACAUACACCUGGGCCUGGUGAUAUUCAUGUUGGUAUGCUACAACAUCUGCAUUUUAUGGCCCUUACAGUCCUUUUGCAUCUUUUCAAUCUUAUUUGGGCACUAGGGGUUCUCCCUCAACAAUGGAUAUCUGCCAUUGUACUGCUGUUUCGCAAACCAGGCACCUCGGGGCUUGAUAUCUCUCAUGAUUGUCCCAUUGCCCUGACCAGUGUAGUCUGCAAGGUGAUGGAACAAUUGGUGAAUAGACGUCUGGUAUGGUUCUUGGAGACUCGUAAUAGUCUUUCCCCUCACCAAUAUGGCUUUCGCAAAGGCCGCUCUACUUUGGGCCUCCCUUGUUCCACUUAGAUACUUAUGUGUGAAAUGCCUUUGCUAACAAACAUUCCAUCCUAGUGGUCUUUUUUGAUCUUGAGAAGGCAUAUGAUACCACUUGGAGGUAUAACAUUUUAGACCAAGCCCACUCCUAAGGCCUCCAUGGUAAUCUACCAGCUUUCCUUACUGCUUUCUUAUCUGACAGACAUUUUUUGUAUGUGUUGGCACCUCACUUUCCUCAGACUUUGUUCAGGCCGAGGGUGCUCCACAAGGUUGUCCUUAGGACGGUCUUUUUUCUCUUGGCUAUAAAUGACCUACCUUCUGUUCUUCCAUCACAUCAGUGGUCCCUCUUUUUUCGUAGUUAAUCGUUCCUGGAGUUGCUACUAUUAUCGAAAUCUAUGAUUUUCGAAUCAAUUUUCCCCAUAAGAAAUAAUGUAAAUACAAUUAAUCCGUUCCUGACACCCAGAAGUAUUAAAACAAAAAAAUUUUUUACAUGAAAUAUAGAUGUAGUACAUAAACAAUACAAUGGGAAAUGAUGAAUGAAACAUUAACAGCAUAACACUUACCUUUAUUGGAGAUUCUUCUUAGUGUAUGGGAGACUGGAGGAGGAGAGAGAUUGGAUUGUUUACAGUUUGGAAGGGGAAUCCCCUUCCAGCAACACCUCAGGUACCAAUUGCUUUUCUAGGGUUGCUUCUCUUCUCUGUUUCUUAAUGCCACUAGGACCACCUUGAGAGUCACUGGAGUCCUGUCUCGCAAAAUAACUGUGGAGAGAGCUCUGUUCCUGGCAUCUUUUUAACACUUCCCUAAAAUGGCCCAAGACUGUCACUGUACAUGUUGCCAACAUGGCAACAUGUACAAAUAAUCGAAGUCAUAAGAGUAUCUCCUGCUAAUUGUUUCUCGUUUAUCCACACCAAUAAUAACUUCUCAACAUCUUUGAGUACUGGUGAUCUCAUUUUUGUCAGCAUAGUUACCCCCUUUGCAACAACAGCGUCCUUGAUUUCCUUUUUCUUGGCCACUAUGGAACAUAUGGUUGUGUAGGGUUUCUUAUACAUCCUGGCCAGUUCGGCCGCACUUGUGCCACUUUCAUAUUGUUCAAUGAUGUUUUUCUUAAAUUAAAUCUUAUUUCUCACCUUCUUUACCACAGGCUUGGCACUAGGAGCUUUCUUUGGAGCCAUGGUAGCUUAUUUAGUACUUGCAAGCACUAAAAUGAGUGGAAUAUUACGAAAUAUUUCGUAGGAGCAUGUGACGGGACCUUCGCUCACUGGUAAACAAUGCCAGACUGGCUGGGUAGGGAGGCCGCCCCGGCUCACACCGUGCGUACGUGUCCCGGACGAACUACUAUUCGCGAGUCAACCUACGAUUAGCGAGCCCAUGUUUAUACGAAAAUAUCCCUGUGAUUUCCGAAAUCUAUGAUUCCCGAGAACUACGAAAAACGAGGGACCACUGUAUUUGGUCAUCACUUUGUGGAUGGCUUCAUUAUAGCUUACGCAGGCACUGACUGUUGCCUGGUAGUGGCUUCCCUUCAGGAUGCGAUUGACCAAGUUUCCCAUUGGGCCAUUUCUCAUGGAUUUAAAUUUUCUAGUAUGAAAAUCCAUUUCAUUACCUUCACUAGACGUCCUCUUGUCCCAGAUACUCCAUUAUAUUUACAUGGCUUACGUAUUCCUGAACAUGACAUGGUCAGGUUUCUAGGCCUUCUCUUCGAUUGCCUGUUGACUUGGAAACCUCACAUUUCCUCUUUGAAGGCAGCUUGCCAUGGUUGGCUGAAUCUCCUUAAAAUUCUUGCACAACGUUCAUGGGGAGCAGAUCGUCGGACUCCUCCAUUUGCCUUCCGCCCAAGUCUUGUCCAAGCUGGAUUAUGGUGACCAAGUCUGUUCUGCAGCUUCUCCUACCGCUCUUUCUAGGUUAGAUCCCCUUCACCAUCAGGGCCUACGUUUAUGCCUUGGUGCCUUUCGUUCAUCCCCUGUUGAAAGCCUCUAUGCUGAGGUGAAUGUUCCUUCCUUAGUUGAUUGCCGUGAUGCUCAUUGCCUUUGUUACUUUGUCUGCUCUCGUGACCUUCGUGUUCUGUCUACGUAUAGGUUGGUCUCAGACACUAGUAAAAGCCCGUUAUUUGUUCGAUGCCCCUGCUUACUCCGACCGUUUUCUCUUCGUCUUUACUCACUAUGGUCUUCUCUCCACUUGCCUCUCCUGUAUGUUCAUUUAGUGUCUGCCCUUUCCCUUCCCCCUUGGGAGGUUCCGACAGUUCGUGUCUGUUCUCCCUUACUGUUCUGCGCCAAAGCUCCCCUGCGUAUGACUGCUUCCUGCUCUGUUUUUUGAUCACUUCCAAUUGCAUGCUUAUGCUGUUGCUGUUUAUACAGAUGGUUCUAAAUCUUCUGAUGGUGUUGGGUUCGCAGCGGUGUUCCCUGACGAUAUUGUCAGAGGACAUUUACUCUGCUGGUAUUUUUACUGCCGAGUUCUAUGCCAUCCUCGUAGCGCUUCUCCAUAUUACAUAUGUCUCUUUCAAUGUUUGUGAUCAUUUCAGAUUCCCUCAGUGCCUAACAAACCAUUAAACAAUUGGAUUCCCUUCAUCCAUUAGUCCUUCGUAUUCAACUGUGGUUGCGCUGUGGGGCUAGCAAAAACAAGGACAUCGUUUUCUUUUGGGUCCCUGGACACAUUGAUUUGCAGGUCAGUGAGCAAGCAAAUGCUGGUGUGCGGUCAGUGGUGCACGAUCUUCUGGUUUCCGUUCAGAGAUUAUUUUCUGGUCGUCUUGGCCUGUCUUCGCGGCCGUUGGUAACAACGGUGGUUGGCCAUGCACCAUAACAAUUUGCACUCUGUUAAACCGCUUUUAGGUUUGUGCCCAGCUUCUUACCACAGUUGCCAUACUCAAGAGACUGCACUCUCUCGUCUCCGCAUUGGCCAUACUUGCCUUACCCAUGGAUAUCUCAUGGAAUGUCACCCUAUUCCUCUCUGUGAGGUUUGUCGAGUCCCUAUUUCGGUUCUUGUAGAUUGCCUGGUUUCCAGCAAGCUCACAGGAUUUGCUUUCAAUGCCACCAUCGCCCUACCACUCUUAACUUAUUUUUCCUUCUUGCAGACGACCCUACCUUUGACCUACAAUCACUUUUUGACUUUGCCAGCAACUGCUGUACUGUAUGAACUUUGACAUAUAACACUUUGCGUCCCCUCCAGCCCUUUUCUCUCCUCACCUCUGAUCCCCUUUCCACCUAGCUGUUUAUAUCCCCAGCACUGUUUUCUGCCCUGCAGUACUGUAUGACCCUUGUCGGUUUAAUGCUUUCUCUGAUUAUAAUAAUAAUAAUAAUGUAUAUGUACAUGGCGUUGAAAAUUCUGGAAGAAGUUGUUUGAGAAGAAUGGAUUAAAGACUUGGAAAGCAAAAACCUACUCUGAAACACCUUGGUUACAGAUUGGCAAGAUCUUGUACAGUGAAUCAAAAUUAGAGUUCUGGCUACUAUCUAUUUAUAUUUUUAAAAUGAAAAAAUACCAUGGCAAAUUAAAAAAAAAAAAAAAAAAGUUGGUACUUCGCAAAGGUGUUGCCCUUUCCUAUAUUGCAGUGCUAUUAAUUUUAUUUGUAUACUAGAUGUACACCAUU
Molecule: messenger RNA, 5253 nt
Organism: Cherax quadricarinatus
Lineage: Eukaryota; Metazoa; Arthropoda; Malacostraca; Decapoda; Parastacidae
Product: histone H3
Cellular component (GO): nucleosome
Molecular function (GO): DNA binding; structural constituent of chromatin; protein heterodimerization activity
Source: RefSeq, a predicted model, not a curated record